AUGACUCCAUGUCACAUCUAUGAUCUCGCUGACGAGCUAAUGAGCGAGAUCUUGUCCUUUCUUCUCGAACCCGGACCUCGAGCCCUAAGCAGCAGAUCUCAUGGAAAUGGACAUACUCCCGGGUCUAGUGACCAUGAAUAUAACGAAGUGUCCGAUCUUGAUCACUUUCGACUCGUCUGCAAGCGCUUCAUGCGAAUCGGCACCCCUUACAAGUUCAAUCGAUUUACUCUACGUUUCUCUGAUCACGGCUUCCGGCGAUUAGAUGAGCUGGUAGAUAUGCAGCUGGCCUACUAUGUGAAGACCAUCACGUACAUGGUGCGGCCCUUUUAUCAAGGAAGCGAAUGGGUCCAGACACUACAGGCUUUGGGGUCAGAGAAUCCCGAAAUAUCCCAAUUACACAGCCGCCGGCUGCGUGAACAAACCAACCUGACUGAAACCAACAAGGACCUAGCCCGCCUCCGCCGUGCAAUUGCGGCGUUCUCAGCCUUACAGGAAAUAAAGCUCCUAAGGCUUCAAGAUGAAGCGGACGAAUACCUCAUCGACUUCAUACGCGACCGCUCACUAGGAACUGGCACCGGCACUGCAACAGAUAUCCGCUUCGACUGGGAAACCGCCUGCUCGCGCGCAGUCACAAACCUCAGCAUUGCCCUCCUCGACUCAAAAUGCAGCUCCAUCCGCUUCACAGGGCCCCAGAUCAGCCCGGAGGCAACCCUCCAGCUCCUCCGCGCCCCGUCAACAAUCCUCGCCGCCAUGGCCGGACGCCUCACAAGCCUCGAUAUAACCUUCCACUCGACAACCGACAUCACCGCAACCAUGGCCGACCUCUCAGGUGUCUUCCACCGCUUCUUCGUCGCAGCCAAGAACCUAAUCGCCAUUCAUAUCGGCUUUCUCAGCAAGGCACCACUAGAUCUCGACCUCGAGCUACUCUUCCACCAUAUCCGCUGGAAAACCCUCCGCAAACUCAGCAUCCAAGGCUGGCGCCUGAGCGCAGACGAGAUCAUCGCACUGGCACGUCGCCAUAGGUCGCAGCUACGCGAUUUCCGCCUCCUCGGCAUUUACCUCCGGCCUGGUGGCUUGUGGCGCGAUGUGCUAGCUGUCCUGCGCGAGGAAAUGGAGCGGCUGGAGCGGCUGGUUCUGAAGGAUAUUGAUUACGCCGCACACUUUGAUUCAGUUCCUGUCUCAAACGGUGUCGAGGUUCAUGAUUACCAUGUUGGUCCUAUGCCGUCUUCUCUUGGUUUUGCGGCUGGCACCUGGUCGGAUCCUCAGUCGCCAAUUACUACCCCGCUGCCGCGUGAUGGCCUCUCUGCUUUGGUGAGGGAGAGGGCGUUGCCGUUGAGGACUUCAAUUGAGAGACUGCGUUCUUUGUCUAGUGGGGAUCUAGGGGAUGACGGUGUACAUGUCUUGUGUGAGCAGUUGCCUCUGUGGGAAGCUUGGGUUCUUUCUGCUCCGCAUGAAGUUAGCGGGAAUGGUCGGACACAUUGGGGUAGGUAA
Molecule: messenger RNA, 1491 nt
Organism: Penicillium roqueforti
Lineage: Eukaryota; Fungi; Ascomycota; Eurotiomycetes; Eurotiales; Aspergillaceae
Product: F-box domain protein
Exons: 2
Coding region: 1-1491 (496 amino acids)
Source: RefSeq, a predicted model, not a curated record